AUGUCGAACGUGUUUUUCCCAUAUUCCAAGGCGCCCUUGCGCACCAUCAAGGAAAUCCAGUUCGGCCUUUUCGCCCCCGAAGAGAUCAAGCGAAUGAGCGUCGUACACAUCGAAUACCCCGAGACAUUGGACGAUCAACGCCAGCGGCCUCGAACGAAGGGUAUCAACGACCCGCGUCUCGGUACGAUUGAUCGUCAAUACAAUUGCGAAACCUGCGAAGAGGGUCCAAAGGAAUGUCCUGGUCAUUUUGGUCACAUCGAGCUUGCGUCUCCGGUCUUCCACAUCGGUUUUUUGACCAAAAUCAAGAAGCUUCUUGAGACAGUCUGCCACAACUGUGGAAAGAUUAAGGCCAACACGGCCGAUCCCAAGUUCAUAGAAGCCCUCCGAUACCGUGAUCCCAAACGACGCUUCGACGCCAUUUGGCGACUUUCCAAGGAUGUCUUGGUCUGUGAAGCCGACGAACCAGACGACGACGAACUUUCAAAGGACGCCCCGAAGAAGCGCUCUCAUGGCGGCUGCGGUAACGCCCAACCCACUGUUCGCAAGGAAGGAAUCGCUCUUGUCGGAACAUGGAAGCCCAGCAAGGCUAUGAUGGAGGACGAGAUGGCUCAGCCAGAGAAGAAAACCAUCACCCCUGCGAUGGCACUGAACAUCUUCCGGAAUAUCUCUCAUGAAGACACCCGCAUCAUGGGUCUCAGCAACGACUACGCUCGUCCCGAGUGGAUGAUCCUCACCGUCCUGCCGGUUCCUCCCCCAACCGUUCGCCCCAGCGUUGUUAUGGGAACCACGAGUGGUGCCCGUGGUGAGGAUGACUUGACUUACAAGCUUGCCGAAAUUGUCCGCGCAAAUUCAAACGUUCAGCGCUGUGAACAGGAAGGAGCACCAGAGCACGUAAUCCGUGAAUUUGAGUCCCUCCUUCAGUACCACAUCGCUACUUACAUGGACAACGACAUUGCUGGCCAGCCCACGGCCAUGCAGAAGGGAAACCGCCCCGUCAAGGCUCUCCGCAGUCGUUUGAAGGGUAAAGAGGGUCGUUUGCGUCAGAACUUGAUGGGCAAGCGUGUCGAUUUCUCGGCUCGUACCGUUAUCACUGGUGACCCUAACCUGUCACUUGAUGAAGUCGGUGUCCCCUUGUCAACCGCUCGUGUUCUCACUUACCCGGAGGUUGUCACCCCAUACAACAUUGAAAAGCUGCAGCAGUUGGUCGCAAAUGGACCCAACAUUCACCCCGGUGCACGAUAUAUUGUUCGUGACAACGGUGAACGUAUUGAUCUUCGUCACGCCAAACGUGCUGGUGCUCAGCAGUUGCUCUAUGGCUGGAAGGUCGAGCGCCAUCUCGACGACGGUGAUUAUAUUCUAUUCAACCGUCAGCCAUCUUUGCACAAGGAAUCCAUGAUGGGUCACCGCGUCCGCGUCAUGCCCUUCUCCACCUUCCGCAUGAACUUGUCUGUCACCAGUCCUUACAACGCUGAUUUCGAUGGUGACGAGAUGAACUUGCACGUUCCCCAGGGUGAAGAGGCGCGUGCUGAGCUUGCCGAGCUGACGCUGGUUCCCAAGAACAUUGUUUCUCCCCAGCGUAACGGUCCUCUGAUGGGUAUUGUGCAGGAUACCCUUUGCGGUAUUUACAAGAUCUGCCGGCGUGACACAUUCCUUAGCAAAGAUCAGGUCAUGAACCUUAUGCUCUGGGUUCCUGACUGGGACGGUGCAAUUCCUCCGCCUGCUAUCCUCAAGCCCCGGCCGCGCUGGACUGGAAAGCAAAUGAUCAGCAUGGCUUUCCCCUCUGGCCUCAACCUUCUGCGUGUUGAUAAGGAUGGUUCGCCUUUGGCUGAGAAGUUUAGCCCCCUCAACGAUGGUGGCCUCUUGAUCCAUGGUGGACAGCUCAUGUACGGUAUGCUUUCCAAGAAGACCGUCGGUGCUAGCGGAGGCGGUGUCAUUCACACCAUCUUCAACGAGUAUGGCCCCGAUACUUGUGUCAAGUUCUUCAAUGGAGCCCAAACCAUCGUUGGUUACUGGUUGUUACACCAUGGUUUCAGUAUCGGUAUUGGUGACACAAUCCCCGAUCAGAAUACCAUCGAAAAGAUCGAGGAAGCUGUCCGGAAUCGCAAGCAGGAGGUCGAAGAAAUCACUGCUAGCGCUACCGAGAACACCCUGGAGGCCCUUCCGGGUAUGAACGUGCGUGAGACAUUCGAAAGCAAGGUCUCUCGUGCUCUGAACAACGCUCGUGACGAGGCUGGUGAUGCGACCGAGAAGAGUCUGAAGGAUUUGAACAAUGCUAUUCAGAUGGCGCGCUCUGGCUCCAAGGGUUCCGCAAUCAACAUCUCACAGAUGACUGCCCUUGUCGGACAGCAAUCCGUCGAAGGCAAGCGUAUUCCGUUCGGAUUUAAGUAUCGUACCUUGCCUCACUUCACUAAGGAUGAUUACUCCCCCGAGUCUCGUGGAUUCGUGGAGAACUCUUACCUUCGUGGAUUGACUCCCACUGAAUUCUUCUUCCACGCCAUGGCUGGUCGUGAAGGUCUCAUUGAUACGGCCGUUAAGACCGCCGAAACAGGUUACAUCCAGCGUAAGCUGGUCAAGGCACUUGAAGAAGUCAUGGUUAAAUACGAUGGCACUGUUCGCAAUUCUCUUGGCGAUAUCAUUCAGUUCAUCUAUGGAGAGGAUGGUCUCGAUGGAGCCCACAUCGAGAACCAGCGGGUUGACCACAUCAAGUGCUCCGACGAGAAGCUCAGGGAACGAUUCCGUGUGGAUGUCAUGGAUCCCGAGUGCACCCUUGGUCCGGAGGUUUUGGAGCAGGCUAACGAAAUUGCUGGUGACAUCGAGGUACAAAAGUACUUCGAUGAAGAAUGGGAGGCUAUUCUCAAGGAUCGUGAGUUCUUGCGCACCGUGGUCAAGGAGGAUGAGGAGAUGAUGCAGCUUCCCAUCAACAUUCAGCGUAUCCUUGAGAUGGCUAGAACUACUUUCCGCAUUCGCGAGGGCACAAUCAGUGAUUUGCACCCUGCCGAGGUCAUUCCUCAAGUGCAGCAGCUCUUGGACCGCCUGGUCAUCGUUCGUGGCGAUGACCCAAUUUCCCGGGAGGCGCAGGUCAAUGCGACUUUGCUUUUCAAGGCGCAAUUGCGCAGUCGCCUGGCUUUCCGCCGUCUUGUCACGGACUACUCGCUCAAUAAGCUUGCAUUCCAGCAUGUUCUUGGCGCCAUCGAAAGUCGCUUCGCUCGUGCGGCUGCUAACCCUGGUGAAAUGGUCGGCGUUCUUGCGGCUCAGUCCAUUGGUGAGCCCGCUACGCAGAUGACCCUGAACACCUUCCACUUUGCUGGUGUUUCGUCUAAGAACGUUACGCUUGGUGUACCGCGUCUGAAGGAAAUUCUCAACGUUGCCACAAACAUCAAGACGCCAUCCAUGACUGUCUACCAGGAAGGCAUGCAGACUCACGACAAAGAGGGAGCCAAACUUCUCCGAAGUCUUGUGGAACACACCAGUCUUCGCUCUGUCACGGAAUCGACUGAGAUCUACUAUGAUCCCGAUAUUCAGUCGACCGUUAUUGAGAACGAUCGGGAUAUGGUCGAAUCGUACUUCAUUAUCCCUGAGGAUAACGCCGAGGAUGCGUCCCGGCAGUCCAAGUGGCUGCUCCGUAUCAUUCUCAGUCGACCUGCUCUUCUUGACAAGGGUCUCACAGUCCAGGACGUCGCUGCUAGGAUCAAGGGUCAAUACCCUCGUGACAUUGCAGUCAUCUUCAGUGAUAACAACGCCGAUGAGCAAGUCAUUCGUAUCCGACAGGUUCAAGACUACAAGGAUGAUGAUGACGAGGACGUUGAGUACGACGUUACACUCAAGAAGCUAGAGCAGCAUCUUCUGGACACUUUGACCCUUCGUGGUGUUCCCGGUGUUGACCGUGCUUUCAUCAACGAGAAGAGCAAGGUCCGUGUCAUCGAAGAUGGUUCGCUCCACACUAGCAAGUCCGAUCCCCUUUGCAAGGAGUGGGUUCUGGAAACCAGUGGAUCCUCCCUCGCUGCUGUUCUCUCGAUUCCUGGUGUUGACGCCUCGCGCACAUACUCUAACCAGUUUAUUGAGAUUUUCGAGGUCUUUGGUAUCGAGGCUGCCCGUACAGCGGUGCUUCGCGAGUUGACACUGGUGCUUGCCUUCGAUGGUUCUUACGUUAACCACCGUCACUUGGCUCUUCUUGUCGAUGUUAUGACCGUUCGUGGUUAUCUGACUCCUGUUACUCGUCAUGGUAUCAACCGUGCCGACAACGGUGCUCUCAUGCGUUGUUCGUUCGAAGAGACUGUCGAGAUUCUUCUCGAGGCUGCUGCUUUCGGAGAGCUUGAUGACUGCCGCGGUGUGUCGGAGAACUUGAUCCUUGGACAGAUGGCGCCCGCCGGAACGGGUGAGUUUGACGUCUUCUUGGACCAGGGCUUACUCAACACUGUCGUGUCCAAUAAUGCCCGCUUCAGCCUUAUGGGUGCGGUUGGCGCCAAGGAUGCCAUCCUUUCGGACGGUGCUGCUACCCAGUACGACACUGGAUCUCCUAUGGCCAGCUCCCCCUACAUGGCCGGUGGCGAUCCCGAUGCGACGUUCUCGCCCAUGCACCAGAUUGGGCAAGAACCCACUGGAGGAUUCACUGAGUACCAGCCUUCCGCUGUUAGUGGUGCCUUUGGUGGGCUCAGCCCUGCUGCUCGCAGCCCCAUGUAUGCUCCGACAAGUCCGUUCAAUACCAGCCCGACGUCUCCUGGAUACUCUCCAUCGUCCAGCUACUCUCCUACCUCUCCAGGCAUUGGCAUGAUGACCUCCCCUGGCUUCUCGCCUUCCAGCCCCUCCUUCCAGCCAACAUCCCCGGCUUAUUCCCCAACUUCGCCUGCAUACGGCCAAGCCUCGCCAACUUCGCCGUCAUACUCACCGACGUCUCCUGGGUUCUCGCCAACUUCACCCAACUACAGUCCGACAUCACCCAGUUUCAGUCCGGCCUCGCCAGCGUUUAGUCCGACUUCGCCGAGCUACAGUCCUACCAGUCCAGCGCUUGGUGGUGCUCGACACUUGUCACCCACAUCCCCAACUUCUCCUAAGUACACACCCACUUCGCCUGGCUGGUCUCCCACGAGCCCCCAAUCAUACUCGCCAACUUCACCGAACUUCUCUGGUUCCCCGACGUCGCCCACCUCUCCGGCUUACAGCCCGACAUCUCCGGCUUACAGCCCUACGUCGCCUCGCCAGUGA
This is a messenger RNA of Penicillium bovifimosum, 5202 nucleotides long. Its product is annotated as DNA-directed RNA polymerase II subunit RPB1. Gene Ontology annotation, biological process: transcription by RNA polymerase II. Gene Ontology annotation, molecular function: DNA binding. Gene Ontology annotation, cellular component: RNA polymerase II, core complex. The transcript is spliced from 4 exons. Bases 1 to 5202 code for a protein of 1733 amino acids. Lineage: Eukaryota; Fungi; Ascomycota; Eurotiomycetes; Eurotiales; Aspergillaceae. The record is from RefSeq and is a predicted model, not a curated record.